Brassicogethes aeneus is the source of this 522-nucleotide messenger RNA. The record is from the annotation of a GenBank genome assembly. Lineage: Eukaryota; Metazoa; Arthropoda; Insecta; Coleoptera; Nitidulidae.
AUGCAGAGGGGACUUGUUACAGUAGAUAUAAUAAACCAAAAGAGAAGGCAGAAAACACUGAGGAAAAAGCUUUAUCAUCAAAGAAAAAAGGAAAGGUUGCAGGACACAAUUCACCAAGAGGAAACUACCAGCGCGUUUAAAACUCCACAAUCGAUGGGAAAAGUUGUAAAGAAAAUUAAAUCUAUAUUGAUAAAGUGCCCUGACAAAAAAAGGAGGUUUAAAAAAAUGUUUCUUGCAGAAUUUCCAAAAUUUUCAAGUAUGUUAGAGAACUCUGAUAAAAAAGCAAGGCCGUGGAAUAAACUAGAAAGUAAUGUUAUAGAACGUGUUAAAAGAAUUUAUAACAGAGACGAUAUAAGUAGGCAUACGUCAGGAAAAAGAUACGUUGCUGUAAAAAAUGAUACAGGAGAAAAAGAAAAAAUUCAAAAGCGGCACAUGACAAUCACCGUUAAAGAAGCAUAUCACUUGUUUGUAUCCGAAAACCCUGAAAUAAAUAUUAACAAAGUUUUACGAAUUGCCGUCUGA